CAUAUCUAUCUCAGAUCUACGAGCUCAUCUCCAGGAUGUCUGUCAAGGUAGCGUGUCACUGCGGAGCAUUCAAGCAUGACCUGGAGAUCACCACAGAUAUCCCACACGAAGACACAUUCUGCUGCUGCGACUCGUGUCGUCGACGAACUGGUCAACUGGGUCUCUUUCCGUUCCCCGCCUCCGCAUCAGACUCUGAGCUCGUCACCAAAUCCUCUCUCAAGCGAUACGACACCCAGCCUGGGACUGGAAACACUGUGAGCUCCUUCUACUGCGGACAAUGCGGAUCCAAGGUCUUCAUCCAGACUGUCGGGCCGGACCAAGAAUUCAAAGGUGGAGGCUGGAUGCUGGGAUGUUUCGACAAGAUGGAAUUGAACGACAAGUGCCUGAUCGAUAUUCACGGAUUCAGUUUCGCAGACGAGACUAUUGACGGUGGAGCAGCUGCUUUCUGGACUCAAGUCAAUGGCAAACCGCUGAAGAGCUAUGUCGGUUGUGAAGCUGAAUGGAAGGCCCCUGCAGAAGCAGGAAGAGACGACAGUGAAUACCUCAAUCUGCAUUGCAGAUGCGGAGGCUUUGACGUGCAUGUGUCUCGACCGAAUCCGGAACUCCCACUACCCAAACCAUGCUGGUGGUAUCUUCCGCCAAAGACUGAAGCGGGAAUUCCUCAGCGAUACAUGGCGAGCUGGUGCGCAUGCAAAGACUGUCGAGGCGCUACUGGAUCUUGCCUCCCCGCUCAUCCAUGGGUUCAAAUUCCAUUCGUGGACAUCCACACAGCGACCAGCAAAGACGCCCCUCUUCUGCCCGCUGAAACCAAAAUGACAACCAAGACUGAUUUGCCCGGUUGCACUCGAUACGAAUCUUCAAAAGGCAUCGCGAGAUACUUCUGUUCCACCUGCGGAGCGACAGUCCUCUACUUUGAUGCGGACAGGGACUUUAUCGGAGCGUGGGCCGUCGGUCUCAUCGACUCGAAGGAGGGUUCUCUUGCGCCGAGCUGGUUAUUCUGGUGGACUGGUCGUGAUGGGCAUCCGAAUCCCCCGAUCCACUGCAAAGAGACUGGCGAUGCAUUCUGGGGAAAAGGUAUAAUGUCGGACUUUGAAAGCGGAUGGAUCGAAUGGGGCAAGAAAGUCGGUCAGAGGACGUAAAGUGAAGUUGAGUCAGUCUUGCAAAGUUCAGUCAAUCCAGCGGUCCCGUUACCGAUCUGAAAGAGGUUUCCGUCACGUACAAGUUAGCAUGCAUCAUAGUUUGUCGCC
Molecule: messenger RNA, 1247 nt
Organism: Kockovaella imperatae
Lineage: Eukaryota; Fungi; Basidiomycota; Tremellomycetes; Tremellales; Cuniculitremaceae
Exons: 2
Coding region: 36-1139 (367 amino acids)
Molecular function (GO): carbon-sulfur lyase activity
Source: RefSeq, a predicted model, not a curated record